Styela clava is the source of this 1325-nucleotide messenger RNA. RefSeq lists its product as uncharacterized. The record is from RefSeq and is a predicted model, not a curated record. Gene Ontology annotation, cellular component: cytoplasm. Gene Ontology annotation, molecular function: protein binding. NCBI's taxonomy places the organism in Eukaryota, Metazoa, Chordata, Ascidiacea, Stolidobranchia, Styelidae.
CCAUGAAUUUUACAUAACAUUGUUAUGCAUUGUCUCUGGUGCGGUUGACGGAAAAACCAGCUUACCGGAGUGGCUAGAUUUGUCUAGCUAAUGUCUGAAUGUUGGUCAGUUCCGGUAAUCCCUCAAAUCUCACAUAACACACGUUAGGGUACAAUACCGGUAUCCUCGACCGAAAGCCAGAAAAACUUGAAUCAGUAUUCUAGAAUAGAAACUAAAUCUCUUUGUUGUAACAAUAAAGUCACUGAAUAUUAAAAUGACAUUUUCAAUUUUUGCUAAAAAUAGAGGGAUAAGACUUUUUGUUCAUAUGCGUUAUUUACUUGUCCUACAAACAUGUUCCUCUUGCUAUGUUUAAAACAAUUGAUAAACCAUUUUAAAUUGCACAGAUAUUGAAAAUGUAGCUAUAAGGCUCAAGUUAUGGAGUCUAAUUUGCUAGAAUCACUGCCUAGGCAUGAUGUUCUGUAUCAUAAUGUAUUCAAGUAUUUAUCUAUGAUCGAUUUAUUCCGGCUACGUGCAGUAUGUCGACAACUUCACAAUAUGAUGGAGGAAUAUUUUUCUCAAUGCCAUCAUAUCCAUAUCAAAGACUCUGAUGGUAUAGCGGAUGCUACCACAUUUGAAAUAUUAACAAAAAGCAAUUCAUCACUCCGGACCAUUGUUAUCCCCAAUAUCGGAGAUUGGAUAGACGACAACCUUCUUGUUCCAGUUAUAAAUGACUGCCCCAAUUUAUCGAUCCUUAAUUUAUCACAAUGUAAGGGUUUAACAAAUAGAAGUCUAUGCAUAUUAGGAAUGUACUGUGAAAACCUUACUCAUUUACGUCUGAAGGGUUGUACAUGGGUUGACCACGACAAUUUUAUGGUGUUCAUUUCCAACAACAGAAAACUGAAACUACUGGAUUUACAGAAAUGUUCUUUGCUAGAUGAUGAAUGUGUGGAGUUCAUGUCCAAAUGCUGCCCAAACUUGGAAUAUUUGAACAUAUCAGAAAUUAACCAAUUGACUGACCAAAGCCUUGACGCCAUUGCAAAAAAUUGCCGCAAGUUAAAGCAUUUGGAUAUCAUAGAGUGCUGGAAAAUGACAGAUUCUGGUGUAAAGAUAAUAAAGGAAUAUUGUCAAGAAUUGGAGACACUUAAUUGCGAACACUGUACUAGCAUUUCCGAGGAUACACUCGAGCCACUUCGUGUCAGAGGAGUUAGCGUAGACAUUCAAGGACGUUUGGAAAUAACUCUACGAAGACUGGAACAUGUGAUUGACUAUCUUUCUCCUUUAGUUAGGCAACUAAACCACAACCUGUGAUUUUAUAUGGAGCAAUAUAUAUUAGUAUUUAUAAAGUA